Pristis pectinata (smalltooth sawfish) is the source of this 1196-nucleotide messenger RNA. It is a transcript of the gene rsph3, whose product is annotated as radial spoke head 3. Gene Ontology annotation, cellular component: cilium. The coding region runs from base 82 to 1086 and encodes 334 amino acids. Lineage: Eukaryota; Metazoa; Chordata; Chondrichthyes; Rhinopristiformes; Pristidae. The transcript has 8 exons. The record is from RefSeq and is a predicted model, not a curated record.
UGCAACGGUUGCCAGGAGGCGAGUGGUGGUUACCAGGGGCCAGGACUGGAGACGUAGUGUAGUCAGCGGCGGGCCAGCGACAUGACGAGCGUGUUAGCGCAGCAGGACAGCAGCGGCACGUACACCUUCUCCAGCCGCCCCCGGGCCCUGCAGGGGAGGAAGAAAUACCGGCAGGAGGAGCAAUGUACAACAACCUAUUACGGAAACAUCAUGUACGACAGAAGGGUGGUGCGAGGAAACACUUAUGCACAGCACACACUCCCUUUGACAGCCCAGCCUGACCCUAUUGAGAUCCAGCGACAGCAAGAAAUACAGAGGAGGGCAGUUGCCAGGAGACGAGCCAAAGCACAGUUACAAACCACAACUCCACUCCCUCUAGAGGGCAGGAUACACACCGAGGUACAAACAGAAUUGUACCUGGAAGAACUCAGCGAUCGAAUAGAGGAAGUCGAUGUUGAUACUCAAACAGAUGCAUUUUUGGAUAAACCUCCAACACCCCUUUUUAUCCCUGGGAAAUCAGGCAAGGAUGUGGCCACACAGAUCGAAGAUGGAGAGCUCUUUGACUUUGACAUUGAAGUGAAACCAAUGUUGGAAGUGCUGGUGGGGAAAACCAUUGAACAAGCUCUUCUGGAGGUUUUGGAAGAGGAAGAGUUGGCGAAUCUGCAUGCUCUCCAACGUGACUUUGAGGAGAUUCGCAAUGCAGAGCUUGCAGAGGUACAACGCAUGGAAGAAAGGGAGAGACGUUACAGGGAGGAAAAGAAACGCCGCAUGUUACAGCAGCAAGAAGUGUUAAAGAAAGAGAAAGAAACUUCAGAGAAGAUUGCAGCACGUGCAUUUGCCCAAAAUUAUUUGGCUGAUCUAAUUCCCACAGUCUUCAGUACUCUUCGGGAUAAUGGCUACUUCUAUGACCCUGUGGAGAGAGAUGUGGAGAAUGUAUUCCUGCCGUGGCUGAUGGGAGAGGUAAAGAAAUCGAUCGAGAAGAAAAUUUUGGGAAGGACAAUGUUGGACAUACUUCUUCGCGAUGUGGCAAAAACCAGAAACCAGUUGUUCAGACAGAUGGAAACUCAGAGAACAGCAAAGGAGUAAUGAGACAAGACACAUAUUUGGUAAUGAAGGAAUGGCAGAAAUUUGAGAUUCUCUGUUUGCUAAACAGUUCUUUUUGAUUAAUAAACUAUAAAACUGUGAUGAAAAUAGAA